AUGAGUGUUUCCUGAAAAAGUGAAAAAAGUGAAAAUAAAAGAGUGAAAAUGGCAAAUUUGGCUGCCAUCAACCAGCUUCCAGUGGCUGGGAAAGGCCCCACAGCAUCAACCAACCUUAGUGCUUAUAGAGAUCAACAUUUCAAAGGGAGCCGAGGCGAGCAAGAACAUCUGCUGACGACCAGCACAACGUUGUACCUUGGAAAUCUAUCGUUUUACACAACAGAGGAACAGAUCCAUGAACUCUUUAGCAGGUGCGGCGACAUCAAAAGAAUAAUAAUGGGGUUGGAUAAACAGAAAAAGACGCCGUGUGGAUUUUGCUUUCUUGAAUAUUACACGAGAGACGAUGCCGAGAAUGCCUUACGAUAUGUGAAUGGAACACGACUUGAUGACCGUAUCAUUAGAACAGACUGGGAUGCUGGCUUCAAGGAAGGACGCCAGUUUGGUCGAGGGAAACAUGGCGGACAGGUGCGAGACGAAUACCGAACUGACUUUGACAGCGGUCGUGGAGGAUACGGGAAAAUGGUGAAAGAAAAAAUUACUCACAGCCAGCGGUUUACUCGUGCAGGACCUUAGAUUCUGGAUAUUGGGAGAAAUGGACUUUUAUUAAGAGAUUUUCUCACCGAUUUAAUGCUGGCUACCACUACUACCAGAGUCAUUACUUUCUCGGAAGACAUGUUAAGUUCAAUAGUUUCCAAAGAAGGCCCUUUACAUGCAUUCAAGUUCGCUAAGGCCCUUUCAAAUAUUUUGUGUCUGUACGUUCAACUUUGUUGUAUAUUUUGAAUCGGAAUAAAUCGGCCAUUUCAAUGUCAUUAGUACACUACAGUGUGUAUUAAAAGGAUGCCUUUAAAUGUAUUAAAAUGUAGUUUCUUUAUCUCCUCUGAAAAGUAUGAAAGUAACUAAGGUUGAUGGGCUUCUGUCCAGUAUGAACUGUACAUUACAUCAUUAAGCUGUUCAAACUACGAUAUGUUAACGCUCUGGUCUGCUGAACUCUCUCAUGUCAUAAUUUGUAUGAAAUAAACUAACACUGUU
This is a messenger RNA of Lineus longissimus, 1029 nucleotides long. Its product is annotated as nuclear cap-binding protein subunit 2-like. The record is from RefSeq and is a predicted model, not a curated record. Gene Ontology annotation, cellular component: nuclear cap binding complex. Lineage: Eukaryota; Metazoa; Nemertea; Pilidiophora; Heteronemertea; Lineidae. The transcript has 4 exons. Gene Ontology annotation, molecular function: RNA cap binding. Bases 49 to 573 code for a protein of 174 amino acids. Gene Ontology annotation, biological process: mRNA cis splicing, via spliceosome.